Molecule: messenger RNA, 1663 nt
Organism: Aphidius gifuensis
Lineage: Eukaryota; Metazoa; Arthropoda; Insecta; Hymenoptera; Braconidae
Gene: Tango4
Product: pleiotropic regulator 1
Exons: 2
Coding region: 177-1547 (456 amino acids)
Biological process (GO): mRNA splicing, via spliceosome
Cellular component (GO): precatalytic spliceosome; catalytic step 2 spliceosome; Prp19 complex
Molecular function (GO): protein binding
Source: RefSeq, a predicted model, not a curated record
UUGACUUCAGUUGACUGCAGUUGACUUGUUGUUUAUACGUUGCAUUGCGUCAAUACACAUUUGUUGUAACCUAAAAAAAUAUUUUAUAAUAAUUAAUAAAACAUACACAUCAAGAAUAAAUUUUUUUAAUAUAUUAAAUUAGUUAUUUAAUAAAUUGUAUAAAAAUCAUCACAAAAAUGGAUGUACAACGACACAGUGUUCAUACAUUAGUAUUUAGAUCGUUAAAAAGAACUCAUGAUGCAUUUUUAAAUGAUCAAGGACAAUUACCACCAACAAAUAUUGAAUUAGAUAGAUCUAAAAAAUCAAUAAAAUCAAAAGAUUUAUACAGACCAAUAUUAGAACGUGUACGUAAAAAUGAAAUGAAUAAAAAAUUAAAUACAAAUGAUAAACAAGAUACAACAACAACAAAUAAUGAUACACUUGAAGGUAAUGACAAUAAUAUUGUUGCAUUAACAAAUAAUAAUAGUAAUAAUAAUGGUAUAAUAAAUUCAACAAUAAUGAAUGGUUCAUCAUCAUCAAAUGCAAUGGUAUUACCACAAAAAAAAAUACCAACAAUGGUUAAACCAAAAUGGCAUGCACCAUGGAAACUAGAUAAAGUUCUUAGUGGACAUUUAGGUUGGGUACGUUGUGCUGCUGUUGAACCAGGAAAUCAAUGGUUUGGUACUGGUUCAGCUGAUAGAAUUAUAAAAAUUUGGGAUUUAGCAACUGGUAUAUUAAAAGUAUCAUUAACUGGACAUAUUAGUACAGUACGUGGUCUUGCAUUUUCACAUAGACAUCCAUAUUUAUUUUCUUGUGGUGAAGAUAAACAAGUAAAAUGUUGGGAUUUAGAAUAUAAUAAAGUUAUACGUCAUUAUCAUGGACAUUUAUCAGCUGUUUAUACAAUGGCAUUACAUCCAACAAUUGAUGUAUUGUUAACUGCUGGUAGAGAUGCAACAGCAAGAGUAUGGGAUAUGAGAACAAAAGCAAAUGUACAUACACUUGUUGGACAUACAAAUACAGUUGCUAGUAUUAUUUGUCAAUCAUCUGAACCACAAAUUGUAACUGGUAGUCAUGAUCAAACAAUUAGAUUAUGGGAUUUAGCAUCUGGUAAAUCACGUGCAACAUUAACAAAUCAUAAAAAAAGUGUUAGAUCAGUUGUAUUUCAUCCUGAAUUAUAUAUGUUUGCAUCAGCAUCUGCUGAUAAUAUUAAAGAAUGGAAAUGUCCAGAUGGUAAAUUUAUACAAAAUUUAUCUGGACAUAAUGCUGUUAUAAAUUGUAUGGGUGUAAAUUCACAAGGUGUAUUAGUAUCUGGUGCUGAUAAUGGUACAAUGCAUUUAUGGGAUUGGAGAACUGGUUAUAAUUUUCAACGUCUUCAAGCACCUGUACAACCUGGUUCAAUGGACAGUGAAGCUGGAAUAUUUAGUAUUACAUUUGAUAUGUCUGGCACACGUAUGAUUACAACUGAGGCUGAUAAAACAGUUAAAAUAUGGAAAGAAGAUGAUACUGCUACUGAAGAAACACAUCCUGUUAAAUGGAAACCAGAUUUAAUUACAAGACGUAAAUUUUAAGUAUCAACAAUGAAUUUUUAAUUUGAAAAAUAAGAUUUUUAAUAAUAAAUAAACUCAAUGUAUAUUAAAUUAAAUAAAUUUUAUUGUCUUUUAUUUUUUUUUUUCAAUUUAAAAAA